Sorex araneus (European shrew) is the source of this 2274-nucleotide messenger RNA. RefSeq names its product interleukin 1 receptor associated kinase 1 binding protein 1 (gene IRAK1BP1). The transcript is spliced from 4 exons. NCBI's taxonomy places the organism in Eukaryota, Metazoa, Chordata, Mammalia, Eulipotyphla, Soricidae. Gene Ontology annotation, biological process: immune response; canonical NF-kappaB signal transduction. Bases 38 to 823 code for a protein of 261 amino acids. The record is from RefSeq and is a predicted model, not a curated record.
CCGCUCCGGUUGCUAUGGAAACCCAGCCGCCAUCAUUAUGUCUCAGCCACAGGCCUCUCCAUCGCGGGUGUUCGUGGAACUAGUUCCCUGGGCUGACCGGGCACGGGAGAACAGUCUGGUUUCGGGCGCAGACGCGCUGCCCGGCGUCCGCCGCCGCCACCUGCCGUCAGCCCCGGCGCAGACUGCGACCCGCGAGGUGCACGUCAGCGGCACCGCCGAGGUUUCUGCGAGUCCCGACCGGGCGCAGGUGGCGGUGAGGGUGAGCAGCACCAAGGAGGCGGCGGCCGAGGCCAAGAAAAGCGUUUGCCGCCGCUUGGACUACAUCACGCAGAGUCUCCAGCAGCAGGGGCUGCAGGCAGAAAAUGUAACUGUGACUAAAGAUUUCAGAAGAGUGGAAAAUGCAUAUCACAUGGAAGCAGAAGUGUGUAUUAUAUUUACUGAAUUUGGAAAAAUGCAAAAUAUUUGCAACUUUCUUGUUGAGAAGCUAGAUAGCUCUGUUAUCAUCAGUGAACCCCAGUUCUAUCACACUCCAGGUUCUGUUGAGAGUCUUCGACGGCGAGCCUGUCUUGCUGCUGUUGAGAAUGCAUGGCGCAAAGCUCAAGAAGUCUGUACCCUUGUUGGUCAAACCCUAGGAAAACCUUUGUUAAUCAAAGAAGAGGAAGUGAAAGAAUGGGAAGGCCAAAUAGAAGAUCACCCAUCAUCCAGACUCUCAAGUUCAUUAACUGUACAACAAAAAAUCAAAAGUGCAACUAUACAUGCUGCAUCAAAAGUAUUUAUAACUUUUGAAGUAAAGGGAAAGGAGAAGAAAAAAAAGCAACUCUGAAAUUCUAAACAAAAUGUAAUGUUUGUCUUUUUUCUAUUUUUAUACUUUUUGUAAUGUUUUUGUUAUAAAGUGUAGUGUAUAUAUAUAUACACAUAUGUAUGUGUGUAUACAUAUGUACACAUAUAAGGUGUAUAUAAAGUGUUCUUUCCCCAAAAUUUGUCAACCCUUGAAUAUCAUCCAACAGAAUACUUAUAUUUUACUGGCUAUUUUAAAAAUCUUACUCUGGGAAAUAUUCUUUGGAAAUAAAACGUGUUAUAUUUGUCUACAUAUCUUGUUUACUGACAGUAAUUAUAAUUCAUUUAAUAUGUGUAAAAACAAUUUUUAUAUUUCUACUAUAAAAAUAUUAACACAGUUUUGUAGCAUGACUUUUAAUAUUAAUAGAAAGAUAAUCAGCUAUAUAUAGCUUUUGACAAUAAAGGUAAUCAGGACCAGAGAAAUAGUAAUGCGAGUAAGGCUCUUGCCUUGCAUAUGAUGACUGACAUGGUAUCCUUUGUAGGCCCCUGAGCACAGCCAGAACUGAUCCUAGAGCACUAAGCCAAAAGUAAUCCUGAUGGAAGCCAGAAAAAAAUUGAAAAGGUAAUGAGGUACACUAGGUACACUUGGAAAUGAGACACAAAAACCAGAAGGAAAAAGGAAAAAAAAGAAAAGGUAAUAAGGUAUACAUUGGAAAUUAUUUUGAUGCCAAAUGUAAGAAAAAAUAUCUAUGAACUGGAUAUACAUAUAUGUAUGUAUGUAUAGUAUGUAUAUCCGGACUCUGGCCAGCCUGUUUUCACGCGGGGUGCCCCAAAGGGGGGCAGGUGACAACCCUCCCCAUCCCAAGGGAACCAGUUCCCGUAGCCGACCGACCUCCACUACCCAACCACCACCACACUCCAGGCUGCUUUCUGGACCAUGCGGCCGCGAAGGGGCCGUACAACACAUUAUAAGACACUUCCUACCAUUUUCCAUAAUUACCACACCAUAUUUUAACCCUGAAAAAGCUUCCAGUCGUUGGGAAAGACAAGUAAGGAGAGGCUACUAAAAUCUCUUUGCUGGGAAGAAUAGAGAUGUUACUGGUGCCCGCUCGAGUAAAUCGAUGAACAAUGGGAUAACAGUGAUACAGUGAUCACUGUAUGAACUGGAUCAAUGCUCUGGAUCUAUGAACCAGACUGUUCAGUAAGACUCCUGUCCCAGUACCAUUCAACACAAUAUGAUACAAACUACAAAUGUAGCUUUAAAUAUCCUAUUAAACAUAUAACAAAAGCACUGUCACUGUCACUGUGAUCUGUUGCUCAUCGAUUUGCUCGAGCGGGCACCAGUAAUGACUCCAUUGUGAGACUUGUUGUUACUGUUUUUGGCAUAUCGAAUACGCCAUAGGUAGCUUGCCAGGCUAUUACCCAGAAUAUCUACAGAAUGUCAUUUCAGCCUAUAAUCAAUAUUUCAGAAAUGACUAUGACUUUACCAUUUUUGUA